AUGUCAGUUAGUGUAGCUCAAAGAUCUAGUUUACCUGAUCCUAUUCAUUCUUCAUUAUUAAAUAUAAUUCAUGAUGAUAAUGAUGCUCAACAAUUUCAACAGAUUAUACGUGAUCGAAGAGACGAACGCGAAGAUAUCCAGAAGAAAGCAUUUACCAAAUGGAUCAAUAAUCAAUUAGCAAAUUCAAAUUCAACUCCAAUUGUAACAGAUUUAUUUCAAGAUUUACGUGAUGGUCUUAUUCUACUUCGAUUACUUGAAAUUCUUACACAAAAUGAAUAUAAAAGAGAAAUUGGUAAAAUGCGUGUACAUCAUAUUGGUAAUGUUAAUAAAGUUAUAGCUGUACUUGGAGAAUACGGAAUCAAACUACUUAGUAUUUCAUCAAAUGAUAUUGUUGAUGGAAAUCCUAAACUUACACUUGCACUUAUAUGGUCAAUUAUACAAUAUUGGCAAGGUAAAGAUGUAUUAAAAUCAGUUGUAUCGAAUCCUCAACAAACAAAUGUUGAAAAAUUUCUUCUUGGUUGGUGUCAACAACAAACAAAAGGAUAUAAAGGUGUUGUAAUUAAAGAUUUUACAAGUAGUUGGCAAGAUGGUCUUGCUUUUAAUGCACUUAUACAUAAAUUUCGUCCGGAUUUAUUUGAUUAUGAAGAUAUUUUGCAAAAUGCUGCUGCAAGAAAUCUUGAACAUGCGUUUAAUAUUGCAAAAACUAUCUUUAAAAUUGAUCGAUAUCUCGAUGUCGAAGAUGUUCUCUCUGAAUAUCCGGACAAAAAGUCAAUAUUAAUGUAUGUUAUGUGUCUCUUUCAACAACUCCCAAUGAAUAUUACUGUUAUUGAGGACAAAGAAAAAAAUGGAAUAUCGACGACAAAGAUACCAAUGAAUACGAGAAAUAUUUCAAAAGAAACAAAGUCACCAUCUCCAUCUAAAACAUCACCAAAAUAUACAUCAGUAACAAAUUCAACAAUGACAACAGAAUCACGUACACCAUUACAAUCAUCACAAUUAACAACAUAUCAAACAAAUAUGGAACGACUUGUUCAAUGGAUUCUUAAAUUAGAAGAACAACUUGAUAAAGAAGAAAAAAUUUCAACAGUUGAUCUUAAAUAUGUUAAAGAACAAUUUCAAAAACAUGAAGAUUUUAUGAUAAGUUUAACAAAAGAUCAAAAUCAAAUAGGUCAAGUACUUGAAGAAGGUAAUCGUUUAUUAUCUUCACCAGAUAUUAAUCUACAAUCUCGAGAAGAAAAUGAAAUCAAAGAACAAAUGAAAAUUCUCAAUCGUCGAUGGGAAUCAUUACGUUCAAAAGCACUUGAUCGUCAAUCAUUACAAGCUCUUAGACACUUGAAACAAUUCCCUAAUUCUAGACUUCAUAAAAUGCUGAUGAAACUUCAAAUUGAUCAAAUUGAAUCAUUUGAUACAUGGCUUACACAAGCUGAACAAAGUAUAAAUAAACAAUUAGAAAAAAUGGAAGAAGAUUUAGUUAGUGUUGAUCGACAAUAUCGUCAUUUAGCUCAAUUACAAGAUGAACUUGUUGCUCAACAACAAAUAACUGAAUCUUUACAAAAUAUGGUUAUUGUUAUUGAUGAUACAACAAUAAAUGGUGUUGAUACACCAGCAUCGAAAUAUACAUCAGCAGAAAUUGAAGGUAAAUUAUUAAAUUUAAGUGAACGAUGGGCAAGUAUAUGUACAUUUGUACAAAAUCGUUGGAUACAAUUACAAGAAGUUAAAAUUGAACUUGAACAAGUUGAAUUAAAUCAAGAAAAAGUUAAUCGAUGGAUAACACGUAAAGAAGAUGAAGUAACAAAAAUGAUUGCAGAAACAAAUAUUAGUGAUACUGAUAUACUCAUGCAACAAGUUCAUUCAAUUAAGAAAACUGAAUUAGAAAUGGAUGAUAUUCGUCAAUCAAUUCUUGCAUUAGAUAAUAGUUUAAAAGUAUUAAGUACACAUUAUGAUAGUAAAACAUCCAAACAAUUACAAACCUUAAAUGAAACAAUAAAUACAUUUGAAAAACGUUGGAGACAAUUACUUGAUAAUCUGGAACAAUGUUCUGCACGUUUAAAAAAAUCUCCUUUAAAUUUUGAAACAAGUGUAAAAACAAAUAUUAGACCUAAUAGUGAUACUGUUGAAAAAACAAUUACAACUAUUGUAGAAGAAACAACAAUAAAAAAACGAAAAAUUGAUAUUGAAAAUUCUCUUAAACAUGAAUUUGAUUUAUCUGCUAGAAAAUUUCUUGAUUGGAUUGAUAGUAUUGAAAGAAUAUUAGCUGCUAAAGAAACAAAUAAUUUAAAAGCAAAUGAAAGAAAAGAGAUCGUCAGGGAAGUUAAAAACAAAUAUAUAUCAUAUGAUGAUCAAUUUAAAGCAUUACUUCAAACAGGCAAUACAAUAACAAAAGAAUUUAAAGAUGCAAAAGAAGAUUCAACUGAACAUGAAGCAUCUUUAAGAACACUUGAAAUCCGUUGGCAAUCACUUUAUAAUCAAAUAAUUCAAUGUGAACGAGAUGCUGAACAAUUUAUAAAUCAAACAGAAUUUGAUGAAGAAUUCCAAACACUUAUGAGAGAAAGAAAUGAAUAUCAAACAUGGAUUGAUGUUAAUCAAUCAACAAGUUCAACAGCAGAAAUGCAGGUUAGAUUAAAACGUUUUGAAUCGUUCAAUGACCGUCUUACUAAAUUACAACACAUGGCUGACCGUAUCGAUACAAAUAGUGUUCAACGAACAAAGCAAUUGCUACGUUUAUGGGACCAGACAAGUUCACGACUACGUGAGGGCACUAAUCGCGAUAAACGUAUGCCGCAACCAUCCGGAAGUACCAAUUUUGGUAUGAUGUCACCUCGUCAUGGAGGUGCAUCAGCUGUACCACUAAGUCCAACUCGAACAGGAACAAACGAACCGCCAUUAUCAUCUCCUAAUACUGGUACUGCUCCUAUGGGUUCAAAUGUUGGUUCAUCAACUAAUGAAAAUGGAAAUCUAUUUACUUUAACAAAUAUUUAUACAUUUGGUGAUAAUGGACAUUCGAAUAUAAAUCCAUCAGCAGAUAACUAUCGUAUAAAAUCAUUUGUUGAAGUAUUUGAUCAACCAUCAACUCAACAAGAAACUGAAUAUGAACGACAUUAUCGUGAAACACAUUCAUCAUCAUCUAUAACACGAAAAAUACAUACGAAUUCUAGUGAUACAUAUGAUUACGAUUCAUCACGUUUUCAUCAUCAUUUCGACUCAACAAAUCCAUUAUCAACAAAACAUAUAACAGGUAGUUAA
Adineta steineri is the source of this 3243-nucleotide messenger RNA. The record is from the annotation of a GenBank genome assembly. Lineage: Eukaryota; Metazoa; Rotifera; Eurotatoria; Adinetida; Adinetidae.